Oreochromis aureus is the source of this 1350-nucleotide messenger RNA. RefSeq names its product methyltransferase like 21A (gene mettl21a). The transcript has 3 exons. Gene Ontology annotation, biological process: peptidyl-lysine methylation. Gene Ontology annotation, cellular component: cytoplasm; cytosol. NCBI's taxonomy places the organism in Eukaryota, Metazoa, Chordata, Actinopteri, Cichliformes, Cichlidae. Bases 332 to 988 code for a protein of 218 amino acids. The record is from RefSeq and is a predicted model, not a curated record. Gene Ontology annotation, molecular function: protein-lysine N-methyltransferase activity.
GUUCGUUGACGUCAACACGGGUUGCCGUCUUCAGUUGCUUGAAAGCGAAUAGGUCUCUCGCUCUUCAGUAUUUAUUAAAGAAAAUAAGCAAACUAUCAACACUUUGCCAACCGCCAAUAACAUUUAAGAAGAAGAAGAACUAUCAACGCUAAAAGUUGGUUCAUAUACCGUAAGAACAUUCUUUAACAAACGAAUGAAAUAAUAGCUAUAUAAUAACUCCAGAAGAUGGCGGAAACGAAUCAAUGAGCCAGCCAGGUACGAGGGAAAGCGUCGAAGAAGGAGGAACGCACUGCGCAUGUGUAAACGAGUGUAGUUUUAUUUAUUUCAAAGCAUGGCUCUCGUUCCAUAUGUAGAAAACCCGUUGCCCGCGCUUUCCAAACUCCACAAUUCAUCAGCACAGUUUAGGUUUGCCAACCGCGACCUCCGACUCGCUCAGGACUGGAAAAAGCUCGGUGUGGCGGCAGUUGUGUGGGAUGCGGCGGUGGUCAUGUGUAUGUACUUGGAGCUGGGAAAAGUGGAGCUAAAGGGGAAGAAAGCAAUUGAAUUGGGAGCUGGCACUGGUCUGGUGGGCAUUGUAGCAGCUCUGCUGGGUGCCAGAGUGACCAUCACUGACAGAGAGCCUGCGCUGGACUUCCUCUCCACCAACGUGAAAGCAAACCUGCCCCCAGAUUCCCAACAAUCAGUGGUGGUCUCCGAGUUGACCUGGGGCGAGGGCCUCGAGCAAUACCCAGCCGGAGGGUUUGAUGUGGUUCUGGGUGCAGAUAUCGUUUACCUGGAAGACACGUUUUUGCCUCUGCUGGAAACACUGGAGCACCUGAGCUCAGACACCACUGUGGUGUUACUGGCCUGCAAGCUCCGCUAUGAGCGAGACACAAACUUCCUAGGCAUGCUUAAGCGGCGCUUCACCGUCGAAGAAGUCCACUACGACAAACAAAGAGACAUACACCUAUACAAGGCUUGCAAACUGACACAGAGGAGAGACUUGUGAACAUUUGUUUGUUUUAAUAUAUGAAAUAAAAUGUUUUAAAAUCAGAUUACCAGAAACACAUUUAUUUAUUAACAGCUGCCAAAAGUGUCAUAUCUGAAUAGCUCUAACGUAAUGCACUGUAUUAUUAUACAAGUUGUUGCUGACAUUUAGAAAUAGUGAAUACAAAAAAAAAAAAAAUGAGAAGCAACAUAAAAAGCAUACUAUAUCAUGACUAUACAUAAUACCUAAAGAAUACAAUAUGGCAUCCCAUUAUCACAAAAAUAUUUUUUCUUUCAGAAUGCACCAACACCACCUGAUCUUAUAGUCAUUUCACAAAGUGGGUGCAGUUGAGUUGUAUCUGGUGAGCUUUGAUGCUCCAUUUA